Molecule: messenger RNA, 4075 nt
Organism: Opisthocomus hoazin
Lineage: Eukaryota; Metazoa; Chordata; Aves; Opisthocomiformes; Opisthocomidae
Source: RefSeq, a predicted model, not a curated record
AUGGAGCCCGCUGUACUUUGGGUGGCACGCCUGGUGGGCUGGGAGGCAGAAGGAGCGUGUCGUGGGAGGGCAUGGGAUAGGUUUCUGGCAGGCACUGUGUGCUGCUGUGUGCUCCACUCAUUUCAAGCGUCUGCUGGCCUUCCCGCAGGUCUCCACGCUUCAGAAGAAACGGAGGAGUGGGAGAUUGUCUUCCCCGCGCUGUGGAGCAGGGGCCAGCAGGAGCCGGCUGCUGGGAGCGGCGGUGGUGGGGGCUGCCGGGAGGUGCGUUCAGUCUCCUCCUCGGUGGAGGGGCAGGCGCAGGCUGUGGGGGAGGCAGCAGAGGAAGAGGAUGCUGAGGAUGAGUAUGAGUCUCAGGAGUUUUACCACUGGUCCCCCCUGCCCCAAGGGUCUGGUGCUGCCUCUCAGUUGCCACCGCCACCACCAUCACCCCCGCCACCACCUCCAGCAGAGGACGGAGAUGAGGUGCUGCUGAGGAUCCCGGCUUUUGCUCGGGAGCUCUACCUGCUGCUCAAGAGGGACAGCCGCUUCCUGGCAGCUGGCUUUGCUGUGGAGGAGCGGCUCGGGGGUGAGGGCAAAAGCCCACCCGGUGCUGCACCGUUGCAACCUGAGAGAGCUUGUUACUACAGUGGUGCUGUCCUCCGCUACCCGGGCUCCUUCGCCUCCUUCAGUACCUGUGGUGGAUUGAUGGGGUUUAUACAGAUUAAUGAGGACUUCAUAUUUAUUGAGCCACUCAAUCGCACUUUGGCUGUGACAGGUCAUGCUCACAGGGUGUACAGACGAAAAAGGUCCAUAGAGGAGAAAAUUACUGAAAAGCCAGCUUCUCAGAAUCAGUACUGUGGUGUUGUCACAGAUAAAAGAAAAUCCAAGAAUCAAAAAGUAUCAGAAAGUGGAAGAGGAAAACGAUACUCUUACAAGUUACCUCAGGAGUACAAUAUAGAAACUGUUGUGGUGGCAGAUCCGGCUAUGGUUUCGUAUCAUGGAACAGAUGCUGCCAGAAGAUUUAUUUUAACCAUCUUAAACAUGGUUUUUAACCUUUUCCAGCACAAGAGCCUUGGACUACAAGUGAAUCUUCGGGUGACUAAGCUAGUCCUCCUUCAUGAGACUCCUGCAGAUAUGUAUAUUGGACAUCAUGGGGAAAAAAUGCUGGAAAGCUUUUGUAGAUGGCAACAUGAAGAAUUUGGCAAGAAGAAUGAUAUACACUUAGAAAUGUCAACUAGCUGGGGAGAAGACAUGUCUUCAGUUGAUGCAGCCAUACUGAUCACAAGGAAGGAUUUCUGUGUACAUAAAGACGAACCAUGUGAUACUGUUGGUAUAGCAUAUCUGAGUGGAAUGUGCAGUGAGAAACGAAAAUGUAUAAUUGCAGAGGACAAUGGUCUGAAUCUCGCUUUUACCAUUGCCCAUGAAAUGGGUCACAACAUGGGGAUAAACCACGACAAUGACCACCCAUCCUGUGCAGAUGGUCUCCAUAUCAUGUCUGGAGAGUGGAUUAAAGGACAGAACCUUGGAGAUGUUUCAUGGUCUCGGUGCAGCAGGGAAGAUCUGGAAAGAUUUCUCAGGUCAAAGGCCAGUAACUGUCUGCUACAGACCAAUCCUCAGAGCCUCAAUUCUGUGAUUAUUCCCUCCAAGCUCCCAGGAAUGACAUACACUGCAGAUGAACAGUGUCAGAUUCUUUUCGGACCAACUGCUUCCUUUUGCCAAGAAAUGCAGCAUGUCAUUUGCACUGGGUUGUGGUGUAAGGUGGAAAGUGAGAAGGAAUGCAAAACUAAACUGGAUCCACCAAUGGAUGGAACAGACUGUGAAACUGGAAAGUGGUGUAAGGCUGGAGAGUGUAUCAAUCGGACCUCUUUUGCGGAGCAUAUGGAGGGGGAGUGGAGCACAUGGAGCACUUGUAGCCGUACUUGCAACACUGGAAUCAGCAGUCGACAACGCAGAUGCCCCAGUUCAGGCCUUGAAGGAGAGUGUCAUGGUCCCGCUAUGCAGUACAGAGUAUGUGAAAAUCCUGCUUGUCCUAUUGGCGUGCCUGCCUUCAGGGACUGGCAGUGCCAGGCUUUCAGUGUCAGAUCUUCUUAUCAGAAGCACGUGCACCAGUGGCAGGCUGUCAUCGAUGAUGAAAAGCCGUGUGCCUUAUUCUGUUCACCAGCUGGAAAGGAUCAACCCGUUCUUCUAACAGAAAAGGUGAUGGAUGGGACGUCUUGUGGCCAGCAUGGGUUAGAUGUCUGUGCAGAUGGUAGAUGCCAGAAAUUUGGCUGUGAUGGUGUAUUAGGAUCUCUGGCUCGUGAAGAUCAUUGUGGUGUAUGCAAUGGUGAUGGAAAGUCAUGCAAAGUUAUUAAAGGUGAUUUUAACCAUACCAGAGGAGCUGGUUAUGUGGAAGCUUUGGUGAUACCUGCAGGAGCAAGAAGAAUCAAAGUUGUGGAGGAAAAACCAGCUCACAGUUAUUUAGCUCUUCGAGAUGCUGGAAAACAGUCAAUCAAUAGUGACUGGAAGAUAGAGCAUUCAGGAGCCUUCAAUAUUGCUGGAACCACUGUCCAUUAUGUUCGGAGAGGUCUCUGGGAGAAAAUAUCAGCCAAAGGUCCCACAACAUCACCUUUACAUUUACUGGUGCUGCUCUUCCAUGACCAGAGCUAUGGUCUACACUAUGAGUACACAAUCCCACUGGAUCCUCUUCCUGAGAAUCAGAGCUCUAAAGUACCGGAGCCUCUUUUCAUGUGGACUCAUUCUGGCUGGGAGGACUGUGAUGCUGUAUGUGGAGGAGGUGAAAGAAAGACGACAGUCUCUUGCACAAAGAUUAUGAACAAGAAUAUCAGUCUUGUGGACAACAAGAAGUGCAAGUAUUUAACAAAACCUGAACCACAGAUCCGCAAGUGCAAUGAGCAGCCAUGCCAGACCAGAUGGAUGAUGACAGAAUGGACUCCAUGUUCAAGGACAUGUGGAAAAGGGACCCAGAACAGACAAGUAGCCUGCACACAGCAGCUCAGAAAUGGGACCCUGAUCAGAGCUAGGGAGAGGGAUUGCAUUGGGCCAAAGCCUGCUUCUGCACAGCGCUGUGAAGGCCAGGACUGCAUGACUGUGUGGGAGGCGGGAGUCUGGUCUGAGUGCUCUGUGAAGUGUGGUAAGGGAGUACGGCAUCGGACUGUGAGGUGCACCAAUCCCCGCAAGAAAUGUGUUUUGUCCACAAGACCUAAAGAAGCAGAGGACUGUGAGGACUAUUCUAAAUGCUAUGUCUGGAGAAUGGGAGACUGGUCUAAGUGCUCCGUCACCUGUGGCAAAGGGAUGCAGUCCCGAGUCAUCCAGUGCAUGCACAAGAUCACAGGAAGGCAUGGCAAUGAAUGCUUUUCCUCAGAAAAGCCUGCAGCCUACAGACCCUGCCACCUCCACGCCUGCAAUGAAAAAAUUAAUGUUAACACAAUAACGUCACCCAGGUUAGCUGCUUUAACAUUCAAGUGCCUGGGAGACCAGUGGCCUGUGUACUGCAGGGUGAUAAGAGAGAAGAACCUCUGUCAAGACAUGAGGUGGUAUCAGCGGUGCUGUGAGACGUGCAGGGAUUUCUAUGCGCAAAAAAUGCAACAAAAGAGUUGACCUCUGUCAGUCUGGCUGGCUCUCAGCUCUUUGCAAUCUUAUUAUUUAUAAACACACACACAUGUACACACACACACACACGCACGCUUCUUCAGACCAAAUAUUAUCAGAUUAGAUAUAAUUUAAUCAAAUUAAUUUAUUUUUGCCUGCCAGACAUCCUUAAUUGUUUCGUUUAGACAGCCAACUUGUUUUAUCAUCUGAAAUUUUCUUAAUUAAUUUUUAUAUGAACAAUUUUGGAUACAUUUAUCAGAAUUUUUUAAAAAUAGUAACUAGUAUUUUAUAUGUCUAUUUUCAGUAGGGUCGUCUCUCUGUUGCCAAAAAAAAGUCAUGUUAUCUUGAAUUUAUUUUAAUUUAGCUGAAUAGUUUUGUAUGGAAAUAAAGCCCUUUUUAAUUUUAUUAUAUUUUUUGGCAUUCAGAGUCAGAAUGAUCUUGUGUAUUUUGCAACAGAUGUUGAAGUGAGUAAGCUAAGAUUAUUGAACAGGUUAUUACAGAAUGUAUU